UGAGGAGUGGAUGCAAUUUCGUGCCACUCGAUUGGACCCUUCGUGGCAGGCUAAAAGAAUAGCUGCCCAAGAACGACAGGCCAAGAAUGAUGCACCCCAUCUAUUGUCAAGAGGGGGAUAUGAAAGAAAAAAAAAGGAAAUGAAGAAGGCUAGGGCAGAGGCAGCAGGGGUUGAGUCUGCUGACCGUGUGGAGUCACCUCCCCGCCAUGAGAUGUGGAUAGCAGCCCGGACAAAAUCAGAUGGGCAAAUGACUUCUGAGUCUGCAAGGGUCGUUGCUGAUAAAAUAGUAAGUAAAAAUAUACAAACUAAGACUCUUCAUUUCAACUCAUUUAAUUCAUAAGUGUAGUUUAGGGUAUACUUAUUGUUAAUAUGUUGCAGGAGGGUUU
Cajanus cajan (pigeon pea) is the source of this 386-nucleotide messenger RNA. The record is from RefSeq and is a predicted model, not a curated record. NCBI's taxonomy places the organism in Eukaryota, Viridiplantae, Streptophyta, Magnoliopsida, Fabales, Fabaceae.